AUGCUGGCUGCGAGGAUCCUGAAGCCAAGCAAAUCACAGAAGUUUGUCCGAUACUCGUCUCACUUUAAAUUCCAGCCAUUUACAGCGGAUCCGAGCUUGGGUACGUUUUAUUUUGCCUUAUUUUGUUGUUGGUUUAGGUACUGAUGCGAUAUGAAUGAGGGAAAAUGGACAUAACUUUUGAGUUUUUUAUUAAUUUAGGCAAAUUUUUAAACAAAAACGUUUUAUUAGUGUUUAAUAAACGUUUUGUGAUGGAUUAGGAUAUUGAUUUGGUCUAAAAAAAGCCUAGGUUUGUUGUUGUUUCUUAUGGGUGUAGGUAAUGAUGGGUAAGACGAGUUCUAUUGGGCAUAACUUUUGAAUACCACUAUAUAUAGUUACAGCGAUGGUUUACGAAAUAUAGCCAAGGAUUUGUGUGAGGUUUUAAAACGGUUUUUAUCACGGUAGCACUGCUCAGUCACCUUUUAUAUUGUUUUAGACAACCUCUAUACUCAAUUUUUUGUUUUCAGGUGAAACCGAAAAGAUCAACCUCUGUCAGUCGAUAAAUCAAUCUCUACAUCAAGCUCUUGAAGCUGAUAAGACAACUUGUGUAUUCGGAGAAGACGUAGCAUUCGGUGGAGUAUUUCGAUGCACUGUUGGAUUAGCCGACAAAUACGGCAAAGACCGAUGUUUUAACACACCUCUAUGUGAACAAGGAAUUGCUGGCUUUGGAAUAGGGCUGGCAGUUGCUGGCAGCACAUCAAUAGCUGAAAUUCAAUUUGGCGACUAUAUUUUUCCAGCUUUUGAUCAACUUGUAAAUGAAGCCGCGAAAUAUAGGUAUAGGACGGGGAACUUGUUCGAAUGUGGAGGUUUGACGGUUCGUGCGACUUGGGGAGCAGUUGGACAUGGAGCAUUGUAUCAUUCACAAAGUCCUGAAGCUUACUUUAGUCAUACACCCGGAUUGAAAGUGGGUUUUGGAGGGGUCUUACAUUGUAGUAGAGUUUUUUAAGGUUUUUUGGUUGAAAAUUGAUGUUUUUGUGCAUAAUAUGGGGCAAUAUGAUAUUGUCUUUGAUCUAAAAGCUAAAUUAAACCAUAUUUUUUAGGUAGUAGUACCAAGAGGACCAAUUCAAGCCAAAGGACUGCUGUUGUCAUGUAUCAAAGACCCGAAUCCUUGCAUCUUCUUCGAACCAAAAGUUUUGUACAGAAACGCGGUGGAAGAGGUACCAAAAGCACCAUACACAGUAGAAAUCGGAAAGGCCGAAGUUCUGAAGCAGGGCACGGAUAUUACCAUGGUAUCGUGGGGCACUCAGCUUCAUGUUGUGUUAGAAGCGGCCGAAAUCGCCGAAAGCCAAAUGGGCGUGUCUUGUGAGGUUAUUGAUCUACAGAGCAUUUUACCUUGGGAUGUGGAGACGGUUUGUGAGGUGGGUUACUGUAAUUUUGAAAAAGUUUGUUUUUUGAUGAUUUGGACCUUUUUGUAGGCUAUACUAUCAGUUUUUUGAAAUUAUUUUAGCUGGUCUAAGGUGUAAAAUACGACAUAUUAUAUACUGACAAAAAUUCACUUUCAGAGUGUGGUAAAGACUGGUCGAUUGUUGGUAUCCCACGAAGCUCCGCUAACUUCGGGAUUUGCGGCCGAAGUCGCUUCGACAGUCCAAAAAGAAUGCUUCCUGAACCUAGAAUCCCCAGUCGAACGAGUUUGUGGAUGGGACACACCUUUCCCACACGUCUUUGAGCCAAUAUACCUACCUACGAAAUGGCGUGUUAUCGAAGCCAUUCAACGAUCUAUUAAUUAUUAG
Messenger RNA from Bursaphelenchus okinawaensis, 1766 nucleotides. NCBI's taxonomy places the organism in Eukaryota, Metazoa, Nematoda, Chromadorea, Rhabditida, Aphelenchoididae. The record is from the annotation of a GenBank genome assembly.